AUGGGUCGCGGCGUACGGUACUACGUAAUCACCGUUCUGGCGUCGUUGUGCCUUCUGCAGGCAGCUUCAACAGCAUUCGCACAAACCUGUGGCAAACGGAAGGUGGUAAACUUCCUUAUUGUGAACGGUACCGAGGCAAAGGAUGGCUACUGGCCGUGGCAUGUGGCACUGUUUCACAACAAUGCACGAUCGUUCGUGUACGCGUGCGGCGGAACCAUUCUGGACCAGAAUACAGUUCUAACGGCGGCUCACUGUCUGAUGACGUCGAGUGGAGUAAUUGCACGAGAGCGGCUUGUGGUGCAGGUGGGACGAAACAGGCUGCGUGUAGCGAGCCAACGGGCACAAGAGCAUGAGGCGUUCGAACUGAUCGUACAUCCGGACUAUAACGUCAACGGUAUCCGACACGAUAUCGGGUUGAUCAAGCUUGCUACCGACAUCACCUACACCGACUACAUCCAACCGAUCUGUCUGUGGAAUCGGGGCGAUGAUCAGAAUGCGAUCGUUGGCUUGCGUGGAACAGUGAUCGGAUUCGGGUACGAUGAGACGGACAAUCCAACGGACACACUGCGAGAAGCUACCAUUCCCGUCGUGAGCGCUAUCACCUGCAUCGAAAGCAACCGGGAAGCGUUUGCCACACAACUGACCUCGGAAAUGUUCUGCGCUGGUACUCGGGAUGGAGUUGGAGCCUGCAACGGCGACAGUGGGGGUGGUUUGUUCUUCCGGUACGACGAUAUUUGGUUCAUUCGAGGUUUGGUGUCGUUUACCAAACCACGCCAAGAUGCGCUUAUAUGCGACACGCGAGAGUACACCGUGUUUACCGAUGUGGCGAAGUAUCUGUUGUGGAUCGGACAACACUUGCGUGGCACGACGGGACAGCCGGCAGUGAUAGAGACGGACAACAACCGUAAGAUUGCACUGCUCCCGACAGCUACGUGCGGUGCCAAUCCCUACUCGAACCGGGAUGAAUCCUCUAAACCGGUUCUGCUUGGCUAUCCUUGGGUGGGUCUGCUGGAGUACACGGAAUCUGGAUCCCGCGAAAAGAAAACAAUCUGUCAGGCGACAUUGAUUAGCGAUCUCUACGUGGUCACUGGUGCGCACUGCGUCAGCAACAUACCGAGACGAUACACUUUAUCUUCCGUACGGAUGGGCGAGUAUGACAAGAGUACAAUGACGGACUGUGCACAGGUGGACGGGCAAUCGGUGUGCUCGCCACCAGUGCAAAUACUACGCAUCGAGUCGGUAAUCGUCCAUAACGGCUUUAACAAACCACGUUACGCGAACGAUAUUGCACUGAUCCGACUGCGCGACCGUGCUGACACCAGUCGGAGCAACGUAAAACCGAUCUGUCUGCCGGUGACGAAUGAGCUACGCAGCUUGAAACCAACCCGCUACACACUCACUGCCUGGGCGUCCGGUUCGAGUGGGAAUGUGCUUGAACGGUCGCAACGCGAGCUGGUCGAGUCGGUCGAAUGUCAGAAGCUGUACACCGACAAAUCGGUCACGCUGGAGAAAACGACACGCCAGAUCUGCAUUAAGCAGCAGCAGGAAUCUAACUCGCGGUGCAAGUUCCCGUCCUCGGCAGCACCGUUACAGGUUGUGCAGCAAGUACAGGGAAAGAGCCGCUACGUGCUGUAUGGUUUGCUAUCGUACGGGCCGAAGAGUUGCAGCACGCUCUACCCAGAUGUGUACACCAAUGUGGCCAGUUAUAUGGAUUGGAUAUUGGAAAACAUACAAGAAUAG
Anopheles maculipalpis is the source of this 1740-nucleotide messenger RNA. RefSeq names its product prostasin-like. The record is from RefSeq and is a predicted model, not a curated record. NCBI's taxonomy places the organism in Eukaryota, Metazoa, Arthropoda, Insecta, Diptera, Culicidae. The coding region runs from base 1 to 1740 and encodes 579 amino acids. Gene Ontology annotation, molecular function: serine-type endopeptidase activity. The transcript is spliced from 3 exons. Gene Ontology annotation, biological process: proteolysis.